Molecule: messenger RNA, 351 nt
Organism: Diaporthe batatas
Lineage: Eukaryota; Fungi; Ascomycota; Sordariomycetes; Diaporthales; Diaporthaceae
Exons: 3
Coding region: 1-351 (116 amino acids)
Biological process (GO): protein insertion into ER membrane
Cellular component (GO): endoplasmic reticulum membrane
Molecular function (GO): protein folding chaperone
Source: RefSeq, a predicted model, not a curated record
AUGGCGUCGAAGAAGGACCAGCGCAGGCCUGAUCUGGUGAUCCCCUACCAGGAGCCGCUGUCCAAAGGCGACAGCCCCGAGCUCUCGUCCACUCUCUCCCAGACACUGCCCAUGGCAGCGAUCUUCAUGCGCAACCGCUACAUUGGAUGGGCGGCCGUGGUUUUCAGUGUCCAGAACUGGCUGGGCGAGAGCGAGGACAGCCAGAAGAGCAACAGCACACCCGGUUACUUCUCCGUCGGCAUGUCGCUCAUGUCUCUGAUCGUCACAUACCUGCCCAUGUUCCUUCCUCCUCCACCCGGCACGCAACGAGCGACAGGAACUGAGGCUGCGCCACCAGUCCCCCCUUCAUAG